Molecule: messenger RNA, 679 nt
Organism: Rhizophagus irregularis DAOM 181602=DAOM 197198
Lineage: Eukaryota; Fungi; Glomeromycota; Glomeromycetes; Glomerales; Glomeraceae
Source: RefSeq, a predicted model, not a curated record
AUGUGUGACAGUCAAGAUUUAAGUAGAGAAUUAGACAUUGGAUUAGCGUUAAUAUACCCUAUAAGCAUAACUUAUAUAACUCCAACAAAAGAAUCAAAGAAUGAACUUACAAAUAAUAGUAAUAAUAAAAAUUCACCAAAUAGAUAUAUAGCAGAUAUAAUAGCAUUAAAACGUAAAGAAAUUGUUAGUGGUACUUCUGAUAUGCAAUGGACUGUUUCUACUUUAAGACGUGCUGUAAUUUAUAGCAAUAAAACCGAAAACAAAACACUCAAACACAUUAGUGACGAGAGGUGGUGGUGGUGGCACGUUAACAACUACUUCUAUAUUAACGUCAUUAUUUGUUUCUUCAACCCCUCCAGUAACAUAGGAACGAAUACUAUUUUUAAUGGUAAUGAUUUUUCAAGUAAUUUGGGUAUAAGAAGUAUUUCAGGACAUAUUAGACAAAAAUCAUUCGAAAGUUCAAUGGGAUUAAUUGCUGAAGAAAAUUCUGAUGGAUCACGUCGAACAAUUAUGACAAAAAGAAAUCAUAGUAGUGCAAGUAGAGAAGAAUCUGAUGCAGCUUUUACUACAAUACUUAACCACAUAUACUGCUAGUACUACAGUAUCAACUACUACUACUGUAAUAAGUCCCAUAGCAGAAGCAGCCGCUAAAGCUUCUUGGAAUAAACCUGAUAUUAAU